Molecule: messenger RNA, 1293 nt
Organism: Colletotrichum higginsianum IMI 349063
Lineage: Eukaryota; Fungi; Ascomycota; Sordariomycetes; Glomerellales; Glomerellaceae
Product: Endochitinase
Exons: 4
Coding region: 1-1293 (430 amino acids)
Biological process (GO): carbohydrate metabolic process; chitin catabolic process
Cellular component (GO): extracellular region
Molecular function (GO): chitin binding; chitinase activity
Source: RefSeq, a predicted model, not a curated record
AUGCAAACGAAUAUGAAUUGUUACAUCCUAAGGACAGUUACAGCUCUUGUGGCCUUCGCAAUCUUUGCUGCUUCCACUAGGCAACAGAAUGCUGUUUAUUUCCCUAAUUGGAGCAUCGGUCGUGCUUUCCACCCUGAAAUGCUACCAAUCUCUAAAAUAACGCACAUACUGUACGCAUUCGUCAACAUCAAACCAUCGGGAGAAGUAUUCUCCGCAGACACCUAUGCAGACCUGGAGAAGCAUUACCCAACUGAUUUGGCGGCACUGACUGUUACAUCAGCCUGGACAGCCACAGGUAGCAACGUCUACGGAUGUGUCAAGCAGCUUUUCCUCUUGAAAAAGGCAAAUCGCCAACUGAAGGUCAUCUUGAGCAUUGGCGGUGCGACCUGGUCGAGCCAAUUUGCCACUGUUGCUAGCGAUCAACAGAGCCGAGAGCUGUUUGCUGACUCUUCUGUGACGUUGAUGAAAGAUUGGGGAUUUGACGGUGUUGAUAUUGACUGGGAGUUUCCCCAGAACCGGGCGGAAGCCGCAGAUUAUGUUCUCUUGCUCCAAGCGGUGCGACGUCGCCUCGAUGCCUACGCUGCGGAGCAUGCUCCCUCCUAUCAUUUCCAACUCAGCAUCGCGUCGUCCGCCGGAAGUGAGAAAUAUGAAAGACUUGACCUUAAGUCCGUGUCGGAUAUCGUCGAUUGUGUGUAUCUAAUGGGAUACGACUACGCGGGGUCAUGGAGUGCUGUUACAGGACAUCAGGCGAAUCUUUACUCCAGCACUCUAGUAGCAGAGUCGACGCCCUUCUCGACAGAAGAUGCCGUAUCGGACUACUUAGCCGCUGGUGUGCCGAGUCACAAGAUCAUACUGGGCAUGCCAUUGUAUGGCCGAAGUUUCGACAACACCGCCGGCCUCGGACAUCCGUUUUCAGAGGUGGGGGCCGGAUCAUGGGAGGCUGGAGCGUGGGACUACAAGGCUUUGCCGCUACCCGGAGCCGAGGAGAUUUACGAUGCGGCAGUGGGAGCAGCGUAUAGUUGGGACCCCCUUGCCCAAGAGCUGAUCAGUUACGACAGUCCAUCAUCAGUACGGAACAAAGCUGCUUUCAUCAAAGCAAAAGGCUUAGGCGGAGCGAUGUUUUGGGAGGCCAGUGCGGACAGAACAGGCAACGCCAGCCUUAUUGAAACGAGUUAUGACUGUCUCGCCAAAGACAGUGGCAUUGACUCACAAGAAAAUCUGUUGGGUUAUGCUGACAGCCGAUACGCCAACAUUGCAAGCGGAAUGAUGACCACCCCCACAUACAGUACAUAG